CCUGCCGCUGGGCCCAUGGCGUCCUACUACCGCCCCGGCUCGGGCGCCGGCGCCGCCCCGGCCCCGGGCGCCGCGCUGCCGGACCAGAGCUUCCUGUGGAACGUCUUCCAGAGGGUCGACAAGGACCGGAGCGGCGUGAUCUCGGACAACGAGCUCCAGCAGGCGCUUUCCAACGGGACAUGGACACCAUUUAAUCCAGUGACUGUUAGGUCAAUCAUAUCCAUGUUUGACCGAGAGAACAAGGCCGGCGUGAACUUCAGCGAGUUCACGGGCGUCUGGAAGUACAUCACGGACUGGCAGAACGUCUUCCGCACCUACGACCGGGACAACUCGGGCAUGAUCGACAAGAACGAGCUCAAGCAGGCACUCUCAGGUUUCGGGUACCGCCUCUCGGACCAGUUCCAUGACAUCCUCAUUCGGAAGUUCGACAGACAGGGCCGGGGCCAGAUUGCCUUUGACGACUUCAUCCAGGGCUGCAUCGUCCUGCAGAGGCUGACAGACAUAUUCCGACGCUAUGACACGGACCAGGAUGGCUGGAUCCAGGUGUCCUACGAGCAGUACCUGUCCAUGGUCUUCAGCAUCGUAUGACCACGGCCUCCUCACCGAGUGGCUGGCCGACGAAGACAGACAUGCCAAAUCUCUGUCUCCCCCGAGGAGCACAGCACCUAACCCAGUCCAACUGUGAGCAUCCGGCCCUGCUGCCUGAGGACGGGCUUGGCUGGAUCCGGAUGCCCGGGCAGCUGGGCAGGCGGGCAGACAGGCGCUGCCGGCAGCCCUGGGUUUGUAGCUAACAAGGGACCCGCACCGAAGCUUUUCAGGUGCCUUACUUUUUAAAGUGGAUUGGAGUCAUUUGAAUGUGGAAUGUCAACAAUAAAGCUAUGGUACAGGA
Messenger RNA from Echinops telfairi (small Madagascar hedgehog), 889 nucleotides. It is a transcript of the gene PDCD6, whose product is annotated as programmed cell death 6. NCBI's taxonomy places the organism in Eukaryota, Metazoa, Chordata, Mammalia, Afrosoricida, Tenrecidae. The coding region runs from base 16 to 588 and encodes 190 amino acids. The record is from RefSeq and is a predicted model, not a curated record. The transcript is spliced from 6 exons. Gene Ontology annotation, molecular function: calcium ion binding.